Molecule: messenger RNA, 1002 nt
Organism: Penicillium brevicompactum
Lineage: Eukaryota; Fungi; Ascomycota; Eurotiomycetes; Eurotiales; Aspergillaceae
Product: protein-lysine N-methyltransferase
Exons: 4
Coding region: 1-1002 (333 amino acids)
Source: RefSeq, a predicted model, not a curated record
AUGGACGAUAUUCACAAAUUAGCAGCACAGUACUUUCAACUGGUGGAAUUAAACCAACUGGACUUUCCACCCGGCCCAGUGCUCGUCAAACCAGAUGUGCAAGCAGCACUUCAUGCGCAUAUGUUUGACGAGACGAUCUUUCCUAUCCCACCACACAGCUACCGAAGCCGUGUGCUCAAACAGAUCCUCUCCCGCAUUGAGGAAGCAAUCACAGACCCCGAGCAGGAUGAAAUCAACGAUGAUCUCAUGGAAAGCUGGAGCACAUUAGUCUCCCAGCCCAAACCAUCAUCACUGGAACAAGCCCAGCAACUCUCAUUGGUAAAAUACACAGCCCCCAACAGCACUCGAACAGUCACGACAUCCGAGUCAAGAGGUCUGAUUCUUUCCGGUGGCACCACGGGCAAUCGAACCUGGGAAGCAGCGCUGCACCUCGGCUCAUUCCUUGCCUCUGAUGCGGGUGAGGAGCUAGUCCGUGGGAAACGAGUUAUCGAGCUAGGCGCUGGUACGGGAUUCUUAGCUCUCUUCUGUGCUCGUCACCUUAGAGUGGAAAGCGUUGUUGUCACUGAUAGAGAACCUUUCUUGAUUGAUAAUAUCCGCGCUUGUGUGCGGUAUAAUCAGGAUGGAGAGGAAGCUAUUCCUAUUUAUCCGGCUGUUUGGGAGUGGGGGACGCCAUUGGAUAGGACGGGGGAGCUUGAUGGUGUUGAUGGGGGCUUGAAGUUUGAUGUUGCACUUGGUGCUGAUUUGAUCUAUGAUUCUGAUCUUGUUCCUUUGUUGCUAUCUACUGUCGGUGAUCUUUUCGAUAACUACGGCAUCGAUCAAUUCAUCAUUGCUGCAACUCUGCGCAAUGAGGAUACCUUCCGCACUUUCUUGAACGGUUGUGAAACCAACAAAUUCACAGUCGAGACUCUGCCUUUUGAAUCGACAUCGUCAGAGAAGCAGACUGGUUUCUUCCAUUCAACCAGCAUUCCAAUCCGCACAUAUCGGAUCUCACGCACAAAAUGA